AUGGUAGAUACGCAACACUUUUGCCUGCGAUGGAAUAAUUACCAGAGCAGUAUAACGUCGGCGUUUGAAAAUUUACGCGACGAUGAGGACUUUGUAGACGUCACAUUGGCCUGCGAUGGCAAGAGUCUCAAAGCUCAUCGCGUUGUGCUCUCAGCCUGCAGCCCUUACUUCCGUGAAUUGCUCAAGAGUACACCGUGCAAACAUCCGGUGAUAGUACUUCAGGACGUGACAUUUAGUGAUUUACACGCAUUAGUUGAGUUCAUUUAUCACGGGGAAGUUAAUGUACAUCAGCGAUCUCUCAGUAGUUUCCUCAAGACUGCUGAGGUUUUGAGGGUGUCGGGUCUUACACAACAAGCCGAUUCAACUGAACGAGAUGAGUUAUCACAAGUGCGUGCAUUAGCAGCACGCACAAAUCAUGUACCACCCCAUGAUAAGUUGUCGGACGAGGGUUUCCCACGUGGUGGUUCUCCACCGACUCCACACACCCCGACACCAACAACAGUACAGCAGUUGUUGCGACGCGCACAAAUACGUAGAAACGAGAGGCGUACACCUGAUGAGCAUGAUGACUCUAUAAAGCGUUCCCGAGUACCUUCACCACCGCUCAACAACAACGACGCGACGCCCACGGAUUUUUCAAUGGUAAAGAACCACUUGUCAGCGAAAGUCGAGGGCAAUGGUUUGCAUGACGAAAACAGCCGUAUAGAGGACAACAUUAAGUGCGAGCCCCUGGAAUUGACCGGAGGAAACGGCGGUACCGGUGGCCACAACGAGGACUCUUCAGACUCCGGAGCCGCGGCCUCUGACCGGCCACCAGCUUCUGCGAGUAGUAAUGAACAUGACCACGAACCGGAACAUCCUUCAACGCCAAACUAUUUACCCGAUAGCAAAUUGUUCACAUCCACGCCUGGAAGUUUUAAUUUCAGUAUGGCUGCGCUUACUACCGAUCACAAUCCGCUAUCAGGGUUAAGCCAUGGAUUACAGACGCCGGAUUUAGCUGGGACUUCACAAGGUAAGAACCACCUAUUUAAUUAUCUUAUUUCAUUGCCCUAUAAAAUCACAAGAAUAUUAUUUAGCAAGGGUGUAGCGAAAAAAUAUAUACUAUUGUAG
Messenger RNA from Cotesia congregata, 1110 nucleotides. Lineage: Eukaryota; Metazoa; Arthropoda; Insecta; Hymenoptera; Braconidae. The record is from the annotation of a GenBank genome assembly.